GCGGCCUGUCAGCUUUCCACAGGAAGCGGCCAUUUACCACGGCAGCUCUGCUGUGUUCUGGCGGAUUUCAGGUCAGCGUUCAAGGCCUUUUCCCCGACUUUAGGGAAGAGCCUGCGGGGCAGUGGCAUGUGCUGCGUCACCGUGUUUGUCCUUCUUUUCCUGACUCUGGAGUUACGGCUCUGCAAGUGGCCUUUCUGUGAGAGCAUCAUCCAGCAGACACAGGUCCUCUGCCUGCCUGCAAGUGACUCACGCUGGUGACUGGAGGCUGAGCCCUGCUGGCCCGGUCUGCGUAGCCCACACCUUUCCUAUAACACAGCCCAAGACACUGUGGCAGGCCAACAGCCGUGAGUUCAAGACUCCUAAGAAAUGGAAGGCCUCCGGAAGAGCACAUAUGGAGCCAUAGUUGAAGGGAGCGGGGAAGCCUACUGUGGAGCAGAAUCGGGCUGCCUGAGGAUCCUCCUGGUGGGUAAAUCUGGCUGCGGGAAAAGCGCCACAGGGAACAGCAUCCUCUGCAGAAAAGCAUUUGAGUCUAGGCUUGGAGCCCAGUCAGUGACCAGGACCAGCCAGGCAGAGACAGGCACAUGGAAGGGAAGGAGACUGCUAGUGGUAGACACGCCCCCCAUCUUUGGGUCAAAGGCCCAGAACCAAGACAUGGACAAGGACAUUGGAGAUUGUUACCUGCUGUGUGCCCCAGGACCCCACGUGCUGCUGCUGGUGGCCCAGCUGGGACGCUUCACAGCUCAGGACACCCUAGCCGUGAGGAGGGUGAAGGAGAUCUUCGGGGCAGGAGUCAUGAGGCACAUGAUCGUCCUCUUCACCCACAAGGAAGACCUGGCAAAUGAGACUUUGGAUGAGUUUGUGACCCACACUGACAACCACAGCCUGCGCAGCCUGGUCCACGAGUGUGGGAGGAGGUACUGUGCCUUUAAUAACAGGGCCUCAGGGGAAGAGCAGCAGGGACAGCUGGCAGAGCUCAUGGCCCUGGUGAGGGGGCUGGAACAGGAGUGUGAGGGCUCUUUCCAUAGCAACGACCUCUUCCUUCAUGCCCAUGUGCUCCUUAGUGAUGACUGCAGUGAGUACCAGGAAGCCUACAGGUGCUACCUGGCCAAGGUGAGGCAGGAGGUGGGGAGGCAGAAGCGGGAGCUGGAGGAGCAGGAGGGCAGCUGGGUGGCUAAGAUGCUUUGCAGAGUCAGGACAUGCUCGUGCUCCCAAAUCGCAGCAGCCGCCCUUCUUAUUGGGUGUGGUUUGAUUCUUAUUGGCAUUUUAAUUAACUUGUAUAUUAACCAGUGGAACUGAGCCUUUUCAGGUGAUUUCUGCCAUCAGCGCCCUCUCCCAAGGUUCACAUUUCUGUCUGCACUGGGGUACCUCAGUUUCACGCUCAUUUGACUCCCUUGAAUCAAGUAUGAAAGAAAAAGAACGUAUUUCUUAAGUCGUGAGCGUGAAUCAAGUAGUUCCAUCAUAAAGGCCCGGGUGCUAAUAUUCAGGCAUCUGCACUGGCCAGCCCUUAGGGUCCUGACAGGCUGCUCCUCAAGUGCGCCCACUAAGAACACCCCCAUGCACAUUAGCCAUGUUCCCCCAUAAAAGUCAAGCCUCGUCACCUCCUGACUCCUUCUCUUCCACCACUCUUGUCCCCAGGGACCAGUCUCUGGCACUCUCUCUGCCCCCUUUCCUGACCCUUCUUUCCUCUUCCAAUAAACCUCCACUGUGAGCCCUGCUGUUUGGCUUUACUCCUUCCUGCUGAUUUUUAAACUAUAAUCUUGGCGUCGGACCCGCGGCAGGCUCUUCUGGGCUUCCUCUUGCCCACUGGCAGCCUGAGGCAUGCCAAGACCCCGGAUCCCGGUCCACAGAUGACAGCCUCACUUGUCCAACUAACAGGUUGCGGAGCCCCGCCAACCAAAAUGGGCGUGAUUGGUCAGCCUCCCUUGUCUGGCCAUUUCCCACGAGUGAGGAUUCGUCUCUCUGCCAUGAUUUCUCACCUCUGGAACAAGCCCUGAUAUCAGGCAACCCACGUGUCUCUUGGGGCUCAGCACGCCAUGGCCCCUGGACCUUUGGGUGAUGACUCACUGGCCAGCUUCUGCCUUCUCAAUCAAUCACCUCAGAACUCCUGAACCCUCUGUUCAUUUUAUCUCCUUUUAGACUAAGAAAACAACACGCCUCAAACAUUUUGGGUUGGUAAGGACUUUGUAUGAUGAUAGAAAUGUAAAGUUAUAUGUGUUUCAACUCUGGUUUAGAAUAUACUCUAUAUAUAUAUCGUGAUAAAAAUUUAAGGUUAUAAAAAUCUAUUCAGGAGGUAAACUAUUUGAGAAGAGGAAAGAUAUGAACAAGAGUGGGGAGGGAUAAGAGAUGGUGUUGAGGACUGAAAAUGAACAAAAUGUACUAUAAAAAUGCAUGAAAAUGCCACACACUGAGACAAUGGGGAUGUUCUAUUGGGAACUCACCAAGGCCAGCUGGUCUGGGUCUGAAAAAACCUGGGAUAGA
Messenger RNA from Microtus oregoni (creeping vole), 2478 nucleotides. Its product is annotated as GTPase IMAP family member 5-like. Gene Ontology annotation, molecular function: GTP binding. NCBI's taxonomy places the organism in Eukaryota, Metazoa, Chordata, Mammalia, Rodentia, Cricetidae. The record is from RefSeq and is a predicted model, not a curated record. Bases 367 to 1296 code for a protein of 309 amino acids. The transcript is spliced from 4 exons.